This is a messenger RNA of Bombus impatiens (common eastern bumble bee), 2115 nucleotides long. RefSeq names its product intraflagellar transport protein 46 homolog (gene IFT46). Lineage: Eukaryota; Metazoa; Arthropoda; Insecta; Hymenoptera; Apidae. The record is from RefSeq and is a predicted model, not a curated record. Gene Ontology annotation, biological process: cilium assembly; intraciliary transport. The transcript has 5 exons. Bases 1042 to 2025 code for a protein of 327 amino acids. Gene Ontology annotation, cellular component: intraciliary transport particle B; motile cilium; centrosome.
ACUAUAAUAAUCUUUGAAAUUUUCAUUCAUCUACCUCAAGAAUGCACAGAAAACUUGGACAACGUGAAAAAAAAUCAAAUGAAUUUAAUUAUUCAUCAAAAUUUGCAUCCAAAUGUUGAAACAAAAUGCACAACUAAUGAUAAGGAUAGUGAAUAUCGAUGUUACUGUUAUGUGCCUCGACUGUUUAACAUUCCAGGCAACUAACGAUGGUUUAAUAUUAUCGGAAGAGCGCAGAGAUAUAUCGUUUUACAAAGAUUUUUGAAAUUUUAUUUUUAAGAUGUUAAUAUUGUCUAAGUGUACAAGUUUGUAAAACGUAUUUUAUUCUAAGGAAACUUCAGUAAUUGGUUUUUGUAAGGAUGAAUUGUUAUUUACACGAAUUUUAUACAUUGCUUCGUAUAAAAUUUUAUUUACAUUCUUGAGAUUUUAUUUCUUUCGUCGUUUAAUUUGUUACUAUUGUAUAACGUGACGUUUGUAUAUGCAGUGUUUGUUGUACGAAUAAAUAUCGUUUGAUUUUUCAUGUCUGUCCGAUUGAUUUCGUCAAAGAUGAAAUAUUAAUUUUUAUUGGAUGCAUUAUCGAUUAAAAAAAAGACAGUUGUAUCUGAUAAAUGUCACUAAGCUUUUUAUAUUACCGGUUAUAAAAACCAUAUACUAAAUGUGAUGUCGCAGGCUUAAAAUGACUUCGUUUCUAGGAAAUAUUGCUCGCGCAUCCGUUUCGAUAAUCUGUCAAUUAUUUCUAUUUCUGUCUAACAUAUUGUACUGAUAUAGAAAAAUAUAAGCCGCAUAUUGUUAUUAUAGACGAUUAAUUAUAUAAACAAACAAAUCUCGCCUGCGCGCAAAAUACGAAUAUUCAUAAAAAUAUGUUUGAUGAGAAUAAUGAAGCCUGCGCUCAUCGAUCCACGACGAAACCAUGGAAACAGCCAAGGCACAGAAAUCAAAACAAUCUUCGUUUGAAACACCGAUUCCUAUCAACAAUUUCACAUAAUUGUUUCCUCGGGAAAUCGUUCUGAAUCUUCCAAGGAAACGGAUAAUCAUUUUCGAACAAUGGAUAUCAAAGAUAGCAGCGACGAAGAAGAGAUACAUGAUAUAUCAGCGUUCACGAAAUUCGACGAGAGUAUCGAGGUACGAAACGCUGAGGAGAUACAAAGUCCAGUGAGUCGUAGGCCUUCCAGUUCGAGGAGACCUAGACAACAUGCGAUGGACGAGAGCCGAAGUGCUAUAGGAAUAAAUUCACCUCGCGAAAAAUUCAAUUUUCGAAGAUACUCGGAUCGUGAUAACAGCUUUGGGAAAUCCAUGGGAAUUCAUAGUGAUCCAUCGGACAGUGAAGAAAGCGAUGAUGAUGAUAUUCAAGGAACGAGCAACGCUCAGCCCAUUGAAAUUUAUAAUCCUAAGGAUUUCGAGGAUUUAGAGGUGUCUACUGAGAUGAAGGAAUUAUUUCAAAACAUAAUGAGGUAUACUCCGCAAAAGAUCGAAUUAAAUUACAAACUCAUACCAUUCAUCCCCGAUUACAUCCCAGCAGUGGGUGACAUAGACGCUUUUAUCAAAAUCCCGCGACCAGACGGCGUAGAAGACAAAAUCGGUUUAACAGUUUUGGACGAGCCUUGCACCAAUCAAUCUGAUCCAGCUGUCCUUCAUCUUCAACUUCGUAAUCAUUUACGAAGCGGAGGAGGAGCGAGACAAACGGUGGUUAAAAGAAUCGAAGAUGCAGAAAAAAAUGGAAAAUCAAUCGAGAAGUGGAUCGAGGAUAUAAAUCAGCUUCACAGAAGCAAACAUGCUCCCGCAGUUAACUUAACGAAACCGAUGCCAGACAUCGACUCGUUGCUUCAACAAUGGCCACCGGAAGUUGAGGACAAGCUUAACGAAGUUGAAUUGAAUUUCACGCAAUUGGACUGUCAACUACCAGAACUUAUCGAUCUUAUAUGUAAUCUUUUGGAUAUACCAUCGGAAGAGAGCAUGAGAUUGGAGGCAUUGCAUGUGCUCUUCACGCUUUAUUUAGAAGUUCGAAAUGUCAGAGCGCAGAAAUAUUAAUCUGACAGUGAUUGAAAAAUAAUGGACACUUCGACGCAUAUAAACGUGAUAAUAAACAGCAACAUCGAUGACAGUGUUGACAGUUGCGUG